Solanum pennellii is the source of this 1255-nucleotide messenger RNA. Its product is annotated as NAP1-related protein 2. The record is from RefSeq and is a predicted model, not a curated record. Gene Ontology annotation, cellular component: chromatin; nucleus. The transcript is spliced from 11 exons. Gene Ontology annotation, biological process: nucleosome assembly. NCBI's taxonomy places the organism in Eukaryota, Viridiplantae, Streptophyta, Magnoliopsida, Solanales, Solanaceae. Gene Ontology annotation, molecular function: histone binding; chromatin binding. The coding region runs from base 122 to 922 and encodes 266 amino acids.
GCGCCCGCGCCACAAACCAGUUAGUAGUCAUUACUCUCAUAAAGGAGAGGGUUUUAGCCUUUUUUUAGGGUUUAAGACAUCACAAGGGAUAGCAGCUAUCUCCCAAAGAAAAACUAAAAAAAUGGGUGCAGAAGCCAAAAAGCAGAAAAUGGCAGAAGAGGAAAUCGGCAUUGAUGGGAAGCUGGUUAUUUCUGUUGAAAAACUGCAAGAGAUUCAAGACGAACUUGAGAAGAUUAAUGAGAAAGCAAGUGAUGAAGUUUUGGAAAUUGAACAAAAGUACAGUCAUGUCCGCCGACCAGUCUAUGAUAGGCGUAAUGAUAUUAUUAAAGCUAUUCCUGACUUCUGGUUGACAGCCUUCUUGAGUCAUCCUGUUCUUGGGGAACUUCUAACUGAAGAGGACCAUAAGAUUUUCAAGUUUCUAAGUUCGGUCGAAGUGGAAGAAUCUAAGGAUGUGAAAUCGGGAUAUACGAUCACGUUUAACUUCAAUUCAAAUCCUUAUUUUGAAAAUACAAAGCUCUCGAAGAACUAUACCUUUCUUGAAGAUGGACCUACCAAAAUCACUGCUUCGACAAUACAAUGGACGGAAGGCAAUGGCAUUCCUAAUGGAGUUGCUCAUGAGAAGAAAGGAAACAAGCGAUCCCUUGCUGAGGAAAGCUUUUUUAGCUGGUUCAGUGAAGUCAAUCAGAAGGAUGAUGGUGAAGAUGACGAGGAUGUCUUUCUGGAGAUUCAAGAUGAAGUUGCUGAGAUAAUCAAGGACGAUUUGUGGCCGAACCCUCUAACUUAUUUUAACAAUGAUCCUGAUGAAGAAGAUCUUGAGGAGGACGAAGGUGGUGAUGAGAAGUCAAACAGAAAUAAAACUGGAGGUUAUGUCAACCGUCCAAAUCUUGAUAGGAAGGAAUCAUGUUUUCAGUUUGCUUUCUAGUUUUACCAAACAACACAUGGGGAAAGGACAGUGAAGGCUCAGAUGAUGAGUGAAGUCUUAUACUUCCUCUUUUCGAGUUAUCAUCUUCAAAAGUUUCGUUGAAUAGGUUUUGUUGGUGUCUGUAGAGAGGCUUUAACAUGUUUGGAAAAGAAUAUAAUUUAUUUUAGGUGAGGUCAUGCAAUUGCUAACGCAACUCUACAUGUUUUUUGAACCUUGUUGGUUUUCAUUUAGUUCAAGCAGCAUUGAUUAAUGGCAAGGGAGGGUAACUUGUUUGAGAACUCAGAUUCUACCUGGCAAAUCACUUUUUAUCUUAUUGAUUCUGUUUAAGUUUCA